CCACCCAUUUACCAUCCGGCCGAGCUAUUAGGGGACGGAUACACGAGGAAAGAGUUGGGAAAACAUCGACGUUUUAUAGUAGGUCGGGUUAUUUUAUCAUACGAGUCCUUAUAAUUUUCUCCUACUGUCGUCUUAUAUAGUUGUCGUUCGCUUUUAACGUUGCUAGCUUGCCUACAAACAUGGCUACAAUGCUUUAAAACCAAGCAGCCAGCAGUCAUUGGGUGAUAAUCAUGAUUGGCAACAUCGUCUUGAAAUAACAGCGUGACAAGAGAAAAACAAACAAGAGAGAGACAACAACACAUUAUUUUAAAGAAAAAAAACACAACAAGCAAAAGAAACCAAAGUAACAUUUAUAUUACGAAAACCGAAGAGAAAGCAAUCUAUAAAAAAAAAAAAAAAAAAAAUUAUGAAAUGUGAGUGCGUUAGUGUUGUAAGUAUCAACAGAAUCUGUAAUAUUGCGCCAAACGGAAGUGACUAUAGGCGAAGCAACAGGAAAUGUCUUUGGAAAGACAGUAGCAGUGGUUCUAGUUGCUGGAAUUUAUGGUUUGACUUCGACAUUGACGCGAGGUUUUACGGAUUGUAAAGAAUAUAUAUAUAUAUAACGAGCAUUAGUGGGAGGAAGUGUGUAUGUGUGAGUGUUGGCGAAAAAGAGAGUAAGAGGGAGGGAACGAUCUCCAGUUAAUACUCGGUAUAAUACACCUACUACUUUUACCUAUACUUAGUACAUAGAUACUGGCGCACGCAGACUCAGUAACAGAUACACUCACUUGCAAAACGUAGGCACACACUCAGACCCAUAGACAUAUAUAAACAGACAAGACUAGGAUCAUAAUGGUUCUUUUCGUGGGGGUGGGUGUUGGUUUGAUGACCUAAAAGACCUGUUUAGAAGUGAUGUCUGGAGAGACAAGAAUCAAUGCUUCUCUUUCUAAUCCUCUACCACCUCCGCCUAUUUUACUUUGUUGUCACUGCUGUCCACACCAACACCACGUCAAUCGUACUAACUGCAACCACAACACCAGAACUAUUAUCACUAAUACUCUCCACCAUCACAACAACACGGCCCCUAACGUACAUAUUAAUUUGUUUUCACUUUUUCGUCACCCCCUUUAUUUUAGUGGGGAGAGACUUUAGGAUAACUUCUUUUUGUAAAGAACAUUUCCCCGAAGAUCUAACCUCUUUCCAUCUCUCUCUACCGCAAUAGCAACCAUCUCUCUGCGUGUUACUCUAUCUUUGCUCUCUACUUGUCCCUCUCUCUUUAUAGCACUGACAACCAUUUGAAUAGAUAUCACAACCAGUACAUGUUAUCUCUCUCCCCCCGGUUUGUGUGUAUUUUUCUCUCUCUUCCUCCUCACAACCUCAAGAACAACGACAACAAUAUCACCACCACGAUUUUACGUGUUAAUCUUCUCUUCCUCUUUCCCCAUCUCGUUUUCGUUUUUUCUGUUUUGUUGACCGUGUCUUGAAAUAGAUGUAUCGGAUUUCUUUCUACAUUUCACACAUUCAAUCACAAUUAUCAUCAUAUCCUCCUUUUUCUGAUGGACGUAACAUCAACAUUACUACCACAACUUCCCAUGUCUGAUGGACUGUGUAACAGCAUCAUCAACAUUACCAUCACUAUUACACCAACUCUACCGACGAAACUGUCUCUUCUCUCAGCCAACAACGCCACAGAUCUAAUUCUAGAAUGAAAAAGUUUUUUUCCACCCAACCAGCCGGUCAUGUCGGCAAAGUCUUCUCCUUGGGUAGAUAUGUUGUCACUGUGGAAGACGUCAUUGCAGAAGGUGGUUUUGCAAUAGUCUUUCUGGCUCGUGCCCAAAAUGGCCAAAAGUAUGCCCUUAAACGUAUGUAUGUCAAUAAUGAACAAGACUUGGCAGUUUGUAAGAGAGAGAUUCAAAUUGCGAAAACUCUCAGUGGACACAAAAAUAUUAUUAAAUAUGUUGAUUCCAGUAUAACUGUCACUCCUAAUAAAGUAUAUGAGGUGCUGAUACUACUGCAGUAUUGUAAAGGCCAUGUAAUGCAAAUGAUGUCUGAAAGAAUUAAUACAGGUUUCAGUGAAAAAGAAGUUUUCAGCAUUUUCUGUGAUGUUUGUGAAGCAGUUUCCAGAUUGCACCAUUGUCAAACACCAAUUAUCCACAGAGAUUUAAAGGUGGAAAAUAUUCUGCGUGAAGAUAGUGGAAAUUAUGUACUUUGUGAUUUUGGUAGUGCCACAGCUAAGUUUCUCAACCCUGUACAGCAUGGUGUUGCACAAGUUGAAGAAGAAAUUCGUAGGUAUACAACACUUCCAUACAGAGCUCCUGAGAUGGUGGAUCUAUACUGUGGUAAAACAAUAACAACCAAAUCUGAUAUCUGGGCUUUGGGUUGUUUAUUAUACCGGCUCUGUUUUUUCUCAUUGCCAUUUGGAGAAAGUGCUUUAGCAAUACAAAGUGGUAAUUUCACAAUUCCAGAUAACUCAAGGUAUUCCAAAGAACUACAUACUUUAAUAGCCUUUAUGCUAGAAGUUGACCCAGAGAAGAGACCUGACAUUUAUCAAGUUUCUUAUGUUGCGUUUUUGUUCAGAGGAAAACAAUGCCCGGUACCUAAUAUGAAUAGUUUACCAAUUCCUGAUGUAACCAAAUUACCAUGUCCAAUGACAGAACAGGAAUUUAAACAAGUCAAAACAACCUUAUACAAAACUGUUACAACCCCUACAAUUGAAACAACGUCAGUUACACCUCGGCAACGGCCAAAAGGGCAAGCUAUGCCACAGUCUCGGGGACUUGGUCUGCCUGUUCACACAUCUGUAUCUUCAAGAAAACGUCCUGGGAAUAGCAAUCAGCUUACCACUCCACAAGGUGAUCUACCACAGACAUCACCUGCAGCAAAUGCUGUGUCUCCAAUGCAACCAUUACCACAUGGCGCUGCGACUAUGUCAGUGCACCAGUUCGACUCUCAACACUCAUACAAUCAAGGACAAAUGUCGAAAUCCCUUCCAACUGCUCCCCAACAAUCAGCUCCAUCGACCAGUUCAUCAAGUGUUAACCAAUGUGUAUUUAUACAGCAGCAACCACAACAACAACAGCAGCAACAACCUCAACAAUCAUCACAACCCCAACAACACAUCCAGUCAGCUUAUUUACAACAGCAACAACAACAUUCUCAACAACUGCAGCAACAACAACACCACCACUCUCAACAAUUGCAACACCACCAUCCUCAACAGCAACAACAUCAUCUACAACAGCAGCAACAUAUACAACAACAGCAACAACAUCUACAUAAUCAACAACAGCAGCAACAAGAACAAGCUGUGUCAGCCUCACAGACUCAACUGCCUCCAGGCAGUGCAAUUUCUCUUUCAAAUUUGGCUUCCUCACAACAACAACAACAACAACAGCAACAACAUCAUCAUCAUCAGCAAGUACAACAUCAUCAACAGCAACAAAAGAAUAAACCCCAGGCAACCAUGUCAAAUGCUACAAAUACCACUAAUCCUGAUCAGUUUGCUAGUUCUGGCCUCUCUUCUCCUCUGACAGUGAGUGGUAGUCAGUCUGGUCAAGCAAACAUUGAAGGUGGGGGUUACUCUGCUGACUAUUUGUCAUCAGAUAAAAUUGUUUCUGCCCCUUUGGCAUCAGUGAACUUAGCACUAACUAGCCGAUCAAGCAAGGAGAAAGGUGCAGGGUCUGAAUCCAACAUAGCAGCUUUACAACAGACCAAAGACACUCAGAAAUUUACUGAGCACAUCAAUAAAGGUUGCAUGAAAGUUCCCAAAGUAGAAUCCAAAAUGAAAAAGAAUGAAAAUCAGCUUUUGAUAUCUAUUACACCACCACAGUCUCCUUGCAAUGCUGUCAAAGGUCAUCGGCGAAAUGUCAGUGACACGUCCUAUAUUACCAUGGGUGGAAAAGGAAGUGCAUUCAGGGCAUACAGCGGUGGCAGUGGUUCUGGUAAUUUGUUGGAUACACCUCGACAUGAUGAUAAGUCUAAAUCCGCAAGCACUUCUCCUGUGCACUCACCUUCCAGGUCUCCCAAUCUUUCUCGGCCAUUAUCAAUGGACAUUUCUGAUUGGAAUCCAUUUGGAGAAGACCACUUUAGUUCCUAUACUGAAGAUAUUAUUUUUGGAAAAGAAUUUGAUAAAAUUCGGCGAGGUUCAAAUAGUAGUAUAUCAAAUGUGAAAAGCAGAGAAGAUUUGGUAAUGUCAGGGUCUGAUUCAUCGGAUCCUUUUUCAAAUGCUCCAUUCAAAAAACCAGGUAAGCGCUCCAACACUUCCAAGCAUGUUCCUGAUCAUCCUGAAGAUUCCACCCAGCGGCUUGGCAGCAGCAGUUUGGCUAGCUCCCUCUCCAGUUUGGGAGAAGAUCUGGCGCACAAAAGUCCACGGCGUCAUAGUACAGGUUCAGCAGAUGUUGCACUCGAGCAUACAAAAGAUCUUAUUGAUUUCAACUCAGAAUCAACUGGAAAAUGUCAUGAACUAUUUGGUGGCAACACCUUAAUAAAAGUGGCGCUGGGUUUAACAGGCAAGAAGUACAAACAACUUGUUGAUGAUAAUGGGGAGAAAGAGAGGAAGCGUAUAGAAACAAAAGGCAAGAAACUUACAACUAAACCAGCUAUCCAACCUAAAGAAGUUGUUGACUCUAGUUCUGAAGAUUACCAUGGAGGUAUUAUAAAUAAAGGUGCUGCUGAUUUUAGCUAUCAGGAAUUGGAUGAUGAAUAUGGUAGUCGACCAAGUGCUGCAAAACCUUCAAAACACAAAGAAGAUUUUGAAUCUUUUGAGGAAUAUGAAGAAUCGAAAAUGACACGAAAUUUUCCUAGUAACUUAUCUGUUUCUCAUUAUCAGAUAUCAGAGAAUCAUGAAGAUAGAAUUGUUGGUCAUGAGUAUGGUAUAAAACCCUUGCUUGAUGAUGAUGAAUUAGAGGAGGUGCAUUCAAAUUUAGGGACAUCUAAAAGCAGCAAUCUUCAACAUAAACGACAUACUGUUAGUGAAGAAAACAUUGGAAGUGAUGCUGCACUAAUUCAGUCUGUUCUGGGACAAUUUAAUGAAGAUGUAUUUUCAGCUGCACCGUUUCCAAUAAAAAGUGGAACUAAGCGACGGCCUAUUAGUGCAGUGAUACCAAGUUCUGUUUCUGCCACUUUCUUAUCAAAGACUUCUGAAGAUGUAUUUUCCCAAGCACCUUUUCGAAGUAAAUUUAGUAAUAAGCUUCAGGGCGGGUCAAAGGCUAGUAGAACUAGUAGCUCUGCUCUUGCCCUGACCACCCCUGAAACCCCACCAAACACCAUCGAAGAGAUCUUUUCCAAAGCUCCAUUUAAUGAUAAAAAGACUCCCAGUUCCAUUCAAACAGCACCAUCGUCAUGUGCUGUUACUCCAGAUUUAGAUGAUGUUAAGGAGCUUGUGUCAGUUGUGGAGCCACCUCACAGCUACCAUUCACAUACAGUUAGUCCACCAGUUGAUGUUUGCAGUUCCCCUAGUCAGGGUAGCUCAUUGCCAUCUUCUACUGAAAGCCAAGAUGUUUUUGGAGCUGUACCAUUUUCUGAAAUGCCUUCCACUUACCCGAGUGGCUCCCAAACCCAUCUAAGUGCCUGCAGCAGCAGCAGCAAUGACGACAUGAUCAAAUUAGAUUCUCCAAUUGAUGAUUUACAAUCUGAAGAUUCCUGUUUGUUGGGGUCAAGUGAUUUUCAAACUGUUGAACCUCAUGAUCGUCACUUCAUGGAAAGUCCAUCGAGUGAAGAUGAUGUAUUUCGGCAAAUUACUGAUUCUCGGACUACUGUUCACACAGCCAGUGCUGUAAAACAUUCCAAACCUAGCAAGUCAAAAUUUCGAAGGGGCCUUAGAGAUAUUUCAAGUUCAGCCUUUUCGAACAUGAGUUAUUUUGAUGAUGAGUUGGAAGCAGAUGAGGAUCAUGGAACUUUAGAAACUGCUGACUUAAACCAGAAAGGGAAAUCUGUUGUCAGUUCCAAAAGUCCUUCUGUACCCCUAAAAUGUCACUCUUCCUAUCCAAAGUCAAGUCAUUCAUCAGGAGAGACUAUGAAGCAGAAGAAGCUUCCUGUUCCUUAAAAUUGUUCUGAUAAACUCACAAAAAUGAAAUGUGUAUCUUGUUUUAAUUGGUUGUGACUAAAUGCUGUAUUAUAUUGUUGAUGAGUCCACAGAGGUAAAUUUUUAUCACCAAUGUGUUGACUAAUGCCUUCGACUGAAUCUUCUUGGAAAAAAAAAAUACAUCUUUUCAAUUGUUUCUGUUCUACUAGGCAGUUAAUUUAUUUUUUUCAGGCUUUAGAAUUUUAACUUGAGAAAAUGUGUUGACUAUUUUCCCUAGAGAUUCUUAGUUGUUGUUGUUGUUGUUGUUAUUAUUAUUAUUAUAAUUAUUAUUAUUAUUAUUAUUUUAAGGUUAUAUUUUUUAUUUCUUUUUUCCCCAUUCAUUUAGAAGUGAGUUAAUAUAUUGAUUAAAAUAGGCUAUUACGUUGAAAUAUAUAUUCAUAUUUGCUUUAUUUUAAGUUUUUUGUUUGUUUUUAAAUUGAACACUAUGAAAGAGGACUGGUAACUGUAUGCUAAUUUAAAACAAACAACUGAACAAUUCUAGAAUUGCUAUUGACCAUCAUCUAAGAGUUCUUUCAGCUUUCUAUUUCAUUGCAUGAUGAUACAGUACAAAGUUACAUACAUGUCUCUUAAAAUUGAGUCAUAUCUGUAACUGAAUCAAAGGAAAAGACAAAACAAAAAAAAAAGCACAUUACAAUGUAACUGAUUGAAAGAAUAAGGGUAUUCUUUCUAAUUGUUAAUAUUUCUUGCUUGAUAUUUUCUUUCUUUAUUUGUUCAUAUUUAUUUGGGCAAAGUCUCAAAUUGUUGCAAAUACAAAUGUAUUUUAAGUUGAAGCAUAUAUACAUAGAGUGAAAAUUUGUUUGUAGUGUGAUAUUUUGGGGUCCAAGACAUAUACAUCACGAUAUAACCAUGAUUUUAUUUCUAAUUUUAAGGCCAUAUAAUAAAAAGACCUUUUAGAGUG
Octopus sinensis (East Asian common octopus) is the source of this 6959-nucleotide messenger RNA. RefSeq names its product BMP-2-inducible protein kinase. NCBI's taxonomy places the organism in Eukaryota, Metazoa, Mollusca, Cephalopoda, Octopoda, Octopodidae. The coding region runs from base 1685 to 6022 and encodes 1445 amino acids. The record is from RefSeq and is a predicted model, not a curated record. The transcript is spliced from 17 exons. Gene Ontology annotation, molecular function: ATP binding; protein kinase activity. Gene Ontology annotation, biological process: protein phosphorylation.